AUGGUCUAUCGUGGGAAGCCAAGCACCGGGUGUCAGAACUGCCGGACAAGGCGUAUCAAGUGCGAUGAAACUCGCCCACACUGUAGAGCUUGUGUGCGGACGAAUCGGUCAUGUCCAGGGUAUCUAGACCCUUUUGAUGUUAUGCUCCGGGAUCAGGUCGCCUUCAAACGCAAGAAGCGAGACACUCAUGUCUUGAAUGCAGCCCCAGCGAGUCCGGCCAAACUGGCUUCUCUAACCACCUCAGUGAUUGCGGCAGCGCCUGAAACCGCCGUGUCCACCAACGUGACAAGGGCCGAUUGGAUGGACAUUGUAUUCGACAAAACCUGCAAUAUCCCGAAAAGCGUAAACCUGCCUCUUGAAGACACGGUGGCAUCGUUGUUCUUUAGCUCCUAUCUCUAUUCACCCAAAGAUCCACUGAUUCGGGAAGGGUUCAUGGAAAUGGUGCCCCAUGCUUACGCAAACGCCCAGCCUGGGUCGCACUUGAAACUCAUCACGUUGGCGGUGUCUUUCUUCUCGGUGUCUGCGUGGACGGGCAAUCGGUCAUAUCUCCGAACCGCCGAACACCUGUGCGUGCAAGCGAUAUCUAAAACCAGAGAAGCGAUUCAAGGCGGCAUCGACCGGAAUCAGGAUGAGACUCUGAUGACCGUGCUCUUGCUCUUGAUUUAUGAGGAACUCUCAGCUAUGAAGGAGCGCAGGGCCCCAGGGAAGACACAUUUACGUGGCGCAAUUGCCUUGAUAAAUAGUCGGAGUCAAGACCAGCGGGAGACGGAUCUCUCGAUAACGUUGGAAAAUGCAGUACAUGCACAACUUAUCAAAACAACCAAAGGGCUCGCGUAUCCUGUUAUGCAGACCCCCAAGGUCUGGCCGCCCGCGCCAGUUGCGCCCGAGUCUGCCUCAACUCAACUGUUGAUGGCCACAUCUGACCUGGUCAGCCUGCGACAAGCAUGGGACAAGCUUGUCUUGGACCAACCAGCCGCCAAUGUCACCGAGCUCGAGGAGAUCCUCGCUCGGGCGAGGCAUCUGGACACCAAACUUGUAGCUUGGACACACGCCCUCCCCUCCCACUGGCACCCCGUCUCCGCCACCAUGAUAUCGGAUUCCAUCCGCAAGGCAGGCAUGUACAAGAACCGAUGUGACUGCUACGCGGACAUCUGGAUCGCCAGCACCUGGAAUUUCUACCGCGACUCGCGCAUUGUCAUCCAGAAUAUCAUCCUCGACUGUCUGCGCCUCCUUCCGCCGCCCCUCCGCGCCGACGACAUUCAGAGCGCCCUGGACAUCAUUCAAGACCUUGCUACCGGCAUCUGCGCCACCAUCCCAUACUUCCUUGGAAGCCAGUCGAAGCCGGCCCAGAUGGGCAUGGAGAAGAUCGACUAUCCCGAGGCGGAUGCACGCCGGGUCACCGCGGGCCACCGUCAGACAUCGCCACUUUUGGGAGGAUGGCUGGCGUCCACGAAUCUGUUCAAUAUGACCAUGCUACCUUUGACGGAUGAGCUGCAUGCUUGGAUCUUGGAACAGAAGCACCGGGUGCUGCGGAUUUAUACAUUUGGCUCCAUGGAGGGCGUUCAAUGA
Messenger RNA from Aspergillus aculeatus ATCC 16872, 1569 nucleotides. Its product is annotated as Zn(II)2Cys6 transcription factor domain-containing protein. Gene Ontology annotation, molecular function: zinc ion binding; DNA-binding transcription factor activity, RNA polymerase II-specific. The transcript has 4 exons. NCBI's taxonomy places the organism in Eukaryota, Fungi, Ascomycota, Eurotiomycetes, Eurotiales, Aspergillaceae. The record is from RefSeq and is a predicted model, not a curated record. The coding region runs from base 1 to 1569 and encodes 522 amino acids. Gene Ontology annotation, biological process: regulation of DNA-templated transcription.